AUGGGGGUGCCGGGCACAGGCUCGUCAGAGCCCGGGCACCUCAACACCCCAGCACGGCUGAACUGGGGGCCCACAAGGGAGUCACUACUACGGCCUGUGGGGCCCCCACUUCUGCUGCUUCUCGCUGACUCCCAGGACCCCAAGCCGAGGCAGCCUCCUCAUGCCCCCCACCCUGGCCUCAGCUCCCCUGAGCCUGCACCCAACACGGGUCACCGAGCGAGUGGGCUGAGCGGACAGCCCCCCAACAGCUGGUGGGAGCCCCCCCAACGGCCUGGCCACAGCUGCUGCGGCAGCUGCCUCGAAAUCCCCAAAUCCCGGCAAACCGGCGGCGGCACCGAGCGAGCCCCUGGCCCAGGCCGCCCCUCGUCCUUCGCUGAACUGCCCAUUGGGGCCACAGCCAGUAGGGGCCCCGGACGUGCCCACAGGUUUGCAGGUGUCACCUCGGGAGAGGCACUGCUGUCCCUGGGGCUGGGGUGGCUGUGGUCACUGCUCGGGGACUCAGGGCCCGAGGGGCAGCGGGAUCCCCAGGGUGGGGGUGGCCCCAGGACCAGCGUGUGCUGCCCGCCAGCUCCGCCGACACCCCGUCUUCAUGUGGCCCCACUCACAGGAGAUGCUGGUCUCAGGCAUCUGCAGCCGCAGAAACCGAUCCCGGGCGGCCCCCGGGUCCCCAGCCUCCGGCCCAGCUGCUGCUGGGGGGGCCGCGUCUGUCCUUGGGGCGAACAGCUGCAUGGCCGGAAGCCCCCCCCAACCCGGAGCAGCAAAUUCCUGACCCCCCUCCCGACAUGGCCAGGGCCCUCCCUCGAGGCCCCGCUGCCCACACCGGCCUCGCCGACCCCCAACCCCGUCCCCACCGUCGACCCACCCCCACCCCGACCUGGAGACAGCAUGGCCAGCAGGCCCCAGCCAGGGACGGGGCCACUGUGGACGCUUGCCUGCUGGGCUGCAGGCCCCUCUACGGCCCCUGCCCACCCCAACCCACCCUCACCCCCGGCCCCUGCUCCGAUCCCUGGCCUCCCUCGGCCCUACACCCCCACUGUCCCCCCAAACCUCACCCCCAUCCCCCUGCUCCAUCCCCCGCCCCUCGUGCCCCCCGGCCCCCCACGCCAGUCCCCACCGCCCCCAGCCCUGGGCCCUGACGCCCUCUGCGGCUCCUCCAGGCCUCGGCACCCCCCCCACCUGGGGCGCCCUGACCCCACCACUGCUCCUCAGCCCUGCCCGGACCCCUCACCCCCGGACGUGCGGUGGCCUUCUGGACGCGUUCCCACCACCGUCCGGAGCCGACCCUCCCCUCCUGGGGCCCUCGGGGACCCCCGCCUGCGCGAGGCCCCACGUCGUCACGCCCCAGAGCCCAGGGCCCAGCUCCCCCAGGUGGACGGCGAGGUCCCGAGGGGAGGCCUGGCUGCCCGGUCCCGCCUGGGCACCCCACAGUGCCCCACUGCCUCCCCACGUCGGCAGGACCCUCGCCCCGGCCGACCUCCGGCUGCCCUCUCAGACCCCCCGGGGCAGUGGGGCCUCAGGGGGUGUGGCUGCCCGUGCCUCGGCUUGAACUGA
This is a messenger RNA of Choloepus didactylus (southern two-toed sloth), 1551 nucleotides long. RefSeq names its product basic proline-rich protein-like. Lineage: Eukaryota; Metazoa; Chordata; Mammalia; Pilosa; Megalonychidae. The transcript is spliced from 6 exons. The record is from RefSeq and is a predicted model, not a curated record. The coding region runs from base 1 to 1551 and encodes 516 amino acids.